This is a messenger RNA of Spinacia oleracea (spinach), 928 nucleotides long. RefSeq names its product mitochondrial import inner membrane translocase subunit TIM22-3. The transcript has 5 exons. The coding region runs from base 92 to 715 and encodes 207 amino acids. Gene Ontology annotation, molecular function: transmembrane protein transporter activity. Lineage: Eukaryota; Viridiplantae; Streptophyta; Magnoliopsida; Caryophyllales; Amaranthaceae. The record is from RefSeq and is a predicted model, not a curated record. Gene Ontology annotation, cellular component: chloroplast envelope; TIM22 mitochondrial import inner membrane insertion complex. Gene Ontology annotation, biological process: protein insertion into mitochondrial inner membrane; protein targeting to chloroplast.
CAUUUCUUUACAUUUCACAACAUUUUCAUACAACUGACUGAAUAGAUAGCUAAGCUAGAGAGAGAAAAUAGUAGAGAGAGAAAAUACGGCGAUGGCGGAAAAAGCUCCAAACAACACUGACAAUAGCAACAGCGAUUCAGAAUUCGGAAACGAUGAAAACCCUAACCCUAAUUCCUCUAGUAAUAAUGCUCUAGCUGUCAAUGGAUUCCCUUCUUCUUCUUUGGUCUGCCUCGUCAAGUUUGCCGGCGAUACUGCUACUGGUGCUGUAAUGGGCGCAAUCUUCGGCUAUGGUGUUGGAUUGUACAAGAAGCAAGGCUUCAAGGGUGCUUUCACAGAAUCAGCUGCUAGUGCUAAGACAUUUGCAGCAUUGUCUGGGGUUCAUGGUUUGGUGGUAUGUCUCUUGAAGAGGAUAAGAGGGAAGGAUGAUGUCAUUAAUUCAGGGGUGGCUGGCUGCUGCACUGGUCUUGCUGUAACUUAUCCAGGUGCUCCUGGAGCUCUGUUGCAGAGCUGCCUUAUGUUUGGGGGAUUUGCCGUAGCCAUGGAAGUCUUAAACAAAAAGCAACCAGCUAUGGCACAUUCCUACAACACCCGUAGUAGUUCGAAUGCAAUUCCUCCAUUGGCUUUUCCACUUUCUGAUGAAUUGAAGGGACCAUUCUUGUCCUUCUGUCAAUCACUGAGUAAAUCAAAGAAGGGCAAUCACCCUUUUGCAGCAUAAAUCAAAGAAGAUGCAUAUGUUGCCUUUUUUCCUUACUAGGUGUAUGUUCUUGAGAUGUUAUUAUGAAGCUCCAUAUAUAUAAAUCGGGAUCAUGUUUUGCAACCUCUUCUUCAUCGUUCUUACUCAUUACUUUAGAUGUAGUUAGCUUAUUCAUUUACUCUUUUUUGCCCCCUUGAGUAAUUGAAGGAUUUUAGCUUUUUUGAGUUGAGCAAA